AUGUCCGGCACCAGCUUGCAAGCGAUCACACGACGCUGCAACGAUGGUGCGUUCUGUUUGGGGUCAAUUUCGUCUGCUGGAAGUGUCCUUAACACAAAGGUUGAAAUGCUUUUGCGCUUGUUGGUUUUGUGUAGUUUAGUGUUGUGCUUUGUAGAGUGCAACGUAGGAAAACGGUUGAUGUGUUACUUUUCGAGCGAUUCACCCAAAACGAAAGGUUACGGACGGUACACAGUGAACGAGAUUCCGGUGCAACUUUGCAGUGAUGUGAUCUACCGUGGCGUUGGAUUUCCCGAGUGGAAAAGAGGAUCUUAUUCUUUCAAUACUGAGGAAAUCCAGCGACUGGGUGCAUUUAUGUAUACGAUCAAGUCACGAUCGUCAACGGUGCGCACACACGUAACGAUACUGGAACGAGGCAAAGAAGCGCUUUCGUACUCGAUCAUGGCCGAAAUACCCGAACGACGACGUGCAUUCGUUAAGGCUGUACUGGAACUUUUGGAGCAAUAUAGAAUAAAUGGGGUCGAGAUCGCUUGGGAGUGGCCGGGGACUACGGUGAAAUUUGGUGGCAUCUCUGGUGAUCGUGAGUCGCUGAUUUCGUUGCUGACGGAUGUGCGAGCGGGACUCAAGAGUCGGAGUAAGGAAUUCCUGUUCUUCGGUGCCAUCUAUCCGAAGGUGUUGAGAGAAUCCUAUCGUGUUACCACCAUCUGCCAGUUGGUGGACUUUGUGACGCUGUUUACGUUCGAUAUGCGUCCACACACGAACAAUGUGGCCGAUGUGCAUGCUCCAAUGCGCAAUCGAACCUUCGAGACGGAGACAAAUCGUGCCAAGGCAAAUGUGGUUGAUGGUGUGGAGACAUGGAUCGAUUUUGGAUGCCCUCCGAAAAAGUUGAUUCUAGGUAUAGGACUUUUCGGACAAGCGUACACCCUGGCAAAUCCAGCGGUGUACAAUGUGGGUGCCCCAACUGUUGGUCCUGGAGCGGAGGGACAAUACUACUACGAAGGCUACUAUCCGUACUACGAACUCUGCCUGUUGAUACGCAGUGGAUGGAACAUAUUUUACGAUCCGAUCGGUCAGAUGCCAUUUGCCGUACGGGGCAAUCAGUGGAUGAGCUACGAAAACACCAACUCGAUCGGGGUAAAGAUGAACUUUGUUCAGGAGAAGCGACUUGGAGGUGUGAUACUGCAGUAUGUGGAUUAUGACGAUUUUUGGGGAUUCUGUGGCUCGCAGAAUCCGCUCACUACCUACAUCUAUCAGCGGUUGAAGCAGAUUCCUUCCGAUAUAGGCUUCGCUAUUGAGUGGAACAAUUAG
Anopheles maculipalpis is the source of this 1305-nucleotide messenger RNA. RefSeq names its product endochitinase-like. Gene Ontology annotation, molecular function: chitinase activity; chitin binding. NCBI's taxonomy places the organism in Eukaryota, Metazoa, Arthropoda, Insecta, Diptera, Culicidae. Gene Ontology annotation, cellular component: extracellular region. Bases 1 to 1305 code for a protein of 434 amino acids. The record is from RefSeq and is a predicted model, not a curated record. The transcript has 5 exons. Gene Ontology annotation, biological process: chitin catabolic process; carbohydrate metabolic process.